Amphiprion ocellaris (clown anemonefish) is the source of this 3881-nucleotide messenger RNA. RefSeq names its product myosin IG (gene myo1g). Gene Ontology annotation, cellular component: vesicle; actin cytoskeleton; myosin complex. The coding region runs from base 234 to 1985 and encodes 583 amino acids. Gene Ontology annotation, biological process: actin filament organization; vesicle transport along actin filament. The transcript is spliced from 13 exons. The record is from RefSeq and is a predicted model, not a curated record. Gene Ontology annotation, molecular function: microfilament motor activity; ATP binding; actin filament binding. NCBI's taxonomy places the organism in Eukaryota, Metazoa, Chordata, Actinopteri, Pomacentridae.
UGAGCUGUUAAAGAUAGCCUCCUGCUAUGUGUACAGAUGAGUGACAGGAUGACGUGCUGCAGCUUGUAGACCACAGCGCUGUGGCUUCACUAAGAACAGAGCAGCAAACAUCACGCCACGCCUACGAGCUGCACUACCGGCUGGAGUCGAGCACUUCUCUUUCUUCUUCCUUGGGCUGCUUUCUGUUCUUUCUGCGUCUCGUCUAACUUUUAUUUUUGUGGCUAGCGGCGGAGAUGGCGGAGCUGGAGGGUUUGGAGUUUGGGAAGUCGGACUUUGUGCUGCUGGAUGAGGUGACGAUGGAGCAGUUUAUGGAGAAUCUGAAGCUGAGGUUUGAGAAGGGUCGUAUCUACACCUACAUCGGGGAGGUGGUGGUCUCGGUGAACCCGUACAGACAGAUGGACAUCUACGGUAAAGACACCAUCGAUGCCUAUCGAGGUCGGGAGCUCUAUGAAAACCCUCCUCACCUGUACGCCGUGUCGGACGCCGCCUACAAGGCCAUGAAGAGACGAGCCAAGGACACCUGCAUCGUCAUAUCAGGUGAAAGCGGUGCAGGAAAAACAGAAGCCAGUAAGUACAUCAUGCAGUACAUCGCCGCCAUCACCAACCCCAGCCAGAGAGCAGAAGUGGAGAGCGUGAAGAACGUUCUGCUGAAGUCCAACUGCGUGCUGGAGGCCUUCGGGAACGCCAAGACGAACCGCAAUGACAACUCCAGCCGCUUCGGCAAGUACAUGGACAUCAACUUCAACUUCAACGGAGACCCGACCGGAGGGCACAUCAACAACUACCUGCUGGAGAAGUCCAGGGUGGUGCAGCAGCAGGACGGAGAGAGGAACUUCCACUCCUUCUACCAGCUACUUCGAGGAGGUUCAGAUGAAAUGUUGGAGUCCUUCCACCUUCAGAACGAUGCUGCUGCUUAUAUUUACACCAGAGAAGGAGCUGCAGCCACCACGUCCAACAACGACCGGUCGAGCCACAAAGCGGUGAUGAACGCUCUGGGCGUGAUCGGCUUCUCAGAGGAGGAGAUUUCCUCCAUUUACCAGAUCCUGGCCUCCAUCCUGCUGCUGGGUAAUAUUCAGUUUGAGAGCGACGGUGAGAACGUUCAGGUUCUCGGACAGGAAGCCGUGAAGCACAUCUCUGAGCUGACGUCCACAGAUCCAGACAGCGUCACUAAGAGUCUUCUGUUCCGAACGGUGGCGACCGGCGGAGGAGAAGUCAUCGAGAAAGGACACAGCGAGCAGGACGCCUGUUUCGGACGAGACGCCUUCGCCAAGGCUCUCUAUGAGCGGCUGUUCGGUUGGAUCGUGAGUCGCAUCAACAGCAUCAUCGAGGUGAAGGACUACAACCCGGUGCUUCAUGGGAAAAACACAGUGAUCGGCGUGCUGGACAUCUAUGGCUUUGAGAUCUUUGACAACAACAGCUUCGAGCAGUUCUGCAUCAACUACUGCAACGAGAAGCUGCAGCAGCUUUUCAUCGAACUCAUCCUGCAGCAGGAACAGGGAGAGUAUCAGAGGGAAGGAAUCACCUGGCAGCACAUCGAUUACUUCAACAACCAGAUCAUCGUGGACCUGGUGGAGCAGCCUCACAAAGGCAUCAUCUCCAUCCUGGACGAAGCGUGUCUCAGCGUGGGCAAAGUGACCGACACCGUCUGUCUGGACAGCAUGGACACCAAACUGUCUCAGCAUCCUCACUACACCUCACGAAAGCUCAGCCCCACUGAUAAAACCAUGGACUUCCAGAAGCACUUCCGGAUCCGACAUUACGCCGGAGACGUCACCCGAGCUGUCGCCUCUCGUCUUCUGCUUCCUGGUGGCAGCGUCUCCUGUCCCAUCCCAUCUGAUCCUGACCGGCUAAAUAUACCCUCGUCCUCAGCGGCCGCCGGCCUCCUUUCACCAGCGAACCGUCUCAGCUCUGACCUACUUCCUCCUCCUUCCUCACCUGCCUCUGAAUUCCCGGCAGGGUUUCAACCUGCACAUACAGCACUUUGAGGGAAGAUGUAUCUCAGCCACAGCUUCAUGUACGAGACAUCUUCUGGAUCUCACCUCGUCCUCGGCCCUGUCCCUGACCUUCAUACAUAAAUAUACGUCCCCGUGACGAUGCCCUGGUCUCUGGAGGCGGCUGUCUGUCCUGUCCUUGUUGUUGUGUUCCUCUGUUCCUUCACACUCUGCCUCUCGUGGUGAGUUUUCCCAGGUCAGGCGGCUUCGUGAGCCAAGAGGACACAUCUGUCAUCGCUAGCCUGCAGAUGUGACAGCCGAGGACACAGUCAGAGACAUGCAGCCGACAUGUGACGUGUUUUCAGUCCGUUAUGAGGCCAAGGAGAGCUCUAGCAGAGAGAGGAAGCUGAUUUACUCUAGUAGGACGGUUUAUAGGUGCAGCAGAUAUAGAAAUGUUAGAAAGUUUUCUCGUUUUAGUGAUUCUGAAGGCUGAAUCAUGGUCUGAUGAUUUGAUAUUUUAGACAAGAAUUCACAAAAAAGACUCUGUUAUUCCAAAGGGACAACAGGUUUCUAAAACAUACUGUCAGUUAAUUAAAAAUAUAAACUGUAAAGUGCAGCUAGUUGGUGCUAAAAGUCAUAAAAUGAAUGAAAUAAAGAUGAUUGAUUGUAGAAUAAAGACUCUUGGAUCUGGUGGAUCAGUUCUCCUGGAUAGAACUACACCAUGAACACUAAAGAACCAAGAAACUCUGAGAAAAGGUUGUUGAAAAGCAUCAGUCAGGACGAUACGAGAACAUUUCCAAGUUCCUGAAGAUCUCCUGGAGUCCAGUUAGAUCCAUCAUUAAGAAAUGGAAGGAAGAUGGUACAUGAAUAAAUCUGACUAAAGCAGGACAUCCUCAAGACUUGAGAGACUAGAGAGGGAGGCCACCAAGACUCCUAUGACUCCUCUGAAGGAGUCUUGAACCUUCUAUCUUCCACCACUGAUCUCCCACUAAUCCUUUUAAAUACGUCUGUUUAGAUUCUCAGAUCGUACGAAUCUUCAGCGCUUCAGUGAGAAGCACCUGGACUUCUGUUUUGGUUCUUUGGUCUCACCUUCAUCCGAGAGGCUUCUUCAGCUUCUUCACUUCUGACGCUUUGUUGAACCAACAGCUAUAAACUGUAAAAAAUAAUCCAUUAAGAGCAUAUGAAAAUUUGAGGCAGUGCCAGAACAAUACGUUAAAAACAGUGAAAACAGCAAAUAUCUGUAAAAUGAAAUAUUUUACUGUAUAUUCUCAGUUUGCUGCUUUGACUCAUAUUAAAACUCUUUUAUCACAGUUUUCCUGCAUAUAAAAGAUGUUCUGUUUAAAGUGGUGAAGCUUCCAGUGACUGAGGUUCAUUCAUCCUACUGGUUUAUGGAACUGAAGCUGCUUCUGAACCAAACCAGUAGAAAAGGCAGAGAUUAGGUCCUUUUAUCUCCAAAACCAGUCCAAAACAGUCUAAACCCAAACCCACAGGCACUCUCAAAACUAGUAAAAGAAAACAAAAAUGUUCACAGCCAAUCCAAAAACAAUCCAACGCCAAAGCCACAAACUAGUCCACAACCAGUCCAAAACCAAAGCGACAAACCAGCCUAAAACUAGUCCAAAACCAGUCCAAAAUAAGUCUAAAAACAGGUCCAUAAAAAGUUUAAAACCAGCCCAAAACUAGUCCAAAACCAAAGCUAUAAACCAGUCCAAAACCAAAGCCAAAGACCAUCUAAAAACAGUUAAAAAACAUCUAAACCAGUUCAAAACUAGUGCAAAACAAGUCUCCAACCUGCAGUCCAGAGCCAUCCUAGAGCUGGUCUAAGUCUGGUGAACCUCCAGUGUUUCCAGUCUGUGGAUGAACUCAGCAGCUGUUAAUCCGUCGCCUGCAGACCGAAUCAUUCAAACUGUGCUACUUUCUGUAAUUUUAGCAUCGUCCUCCUUCUCCUGA